AUGGAUGGAUGGACGGAUGGACGGACGAAUGGACAGAUGGGUGGAUAUCAAGUUUUACAUAUUGAGAUGUCCUAUUCUGUUUAUGCAGAGGCAGGCAGCGGCCAGGACUACGUGACCUCGGAAAACCAGCUGCUUUACUACCCUAGCAUCACCUACGCCAUCAUCGGCAGCUCCAUCAUCUUCGUCCUCGUGGUGGCCUUCCUCGCCUUGGUCCUGCACCACCAGCGGAAACGCAACAACCUGAUGGCGCUGCCGGUGCACCGACUGCAGCACCCCGUCCUGCUGUCUCGCCUGGUUGUCCUCGACCACCCGCACCACUGCAGCGUCACCUACAACGUCAACAACGGCAUCCAGUACGUGCCCAGCCAGCCCUACCACCGGGCGGCGGACGUGGACUCCCCGCCCUCCUACUCGGAGGCCGUGCUCGACCAGAGCAGACCGCCUUGGUUUGACCUUCCUCCGCCGCCUUAUUGUUCGGAAUCUGAAUCCCCUCAUCAGCCAGAUCUCCCUCCUUACCGAUCUCGGACGGGCAGCGUGGUGAGCACCGCCACCCCCGCGGCGGGAAGCCCUCUGGGCAUGGCGGGCAGUUGGACAAGAGACAUCCACGAAAGCAUGGAUGGCCACAGGACUCUCCUCGAGAGGACAGCAGCUCAGAGCGAUUCUCUGCUCAGCCACGCUGCAGAAGGAGAAGCAUAA
Apaloderma vittatum (bar-tailed trogon) is the source of this 696-nucleotide messenger RNA. Its product is annotated as low-density lipoprotein receptor class A domain-containing protein 3-like. NCBI's taxonomy places the organism in Eukaryota, Metazoa, Chordata, Aves, Trogoniformes, Trogonidae. The record is from RefSeq and is a predicted model, not a curated record. The transcript has 3 exons. Bases 1 to 696 code for a protein of 231 amino acids.